Capsicum annuum is the source of this 2221-nucleotide messenger RNA. RefSeq names its product zinc finger protein GAI-ASSOCIATED FACTOR 1. Gene Ontology annotation, cellular component: nucleus. The record is from RefSeq and is a predicted model, not a curated record. Lineage: Eukaryota; Viridiplantae; Streptophyta; Magnoliopsida; Solanales; Solanaceae. Bases 592 to 1986 code for a protein of 464 amino acids. The transcript is spliced from 4 exons. Gene Ontology annotation, molecular function: DNA-binding transcription factor activity.
AUACGUCACCUGCUACAUGUAAUUAAAAAAAAUGAUAUGAUGGUGUAAAAGAUUAUUUACACUGAUGGUCUGUAUUACUUAAGCAUUUCACGACGAUAUCGUGUGUUAAACUGUAAAUUGUAUACGUGAUAUCAAUGUUGCGAUUUAAUUAGUUCAAUUUGAGUAUAGUUCUGUUGAUUAGUACUGUGUUGAAUUCAACAUGAAGUAGUGCUAUCACUCUGCAUACAUAGUACUUAAUUGUGAUAUUGGUUUUCUUUGAUCUAAUGUGAACGUAUAUAAGUAGAAACGUAACAUGUAUUGCUAUAAUAGAAAAAUUUAGCAAGUUCUCUGUGCCAUGAUAGUGGAACCAUUGACUCUAAGCUUGUUUUAAAUAGAGAAAUCCUGACCUUUCAAAAGGCUCAAUAAUUGCUUGCAACUGUGGUGAAAUCCACUUUUUUCAUUUUUCUUUUUUGGUGUCCCACACACCACUUAUAUGUCUAUGAAAUAGUACAUGACUUCAAAUCAUUAGAGAAAUUUACUCCACGUGGAAUCUUCGUGCAUAUCGGAAUUGAUCCAAAUGCAGAAGUCGUCGCCCUAUCACCGACGACCCUCAUGGCGACGAACAGAUUCGUGUGUGAGAUUUGCAACAAGGGAUUUCAAAGGGACCAGAAUUUGCAGUUGCAUAGGAGGGGACACAAUCUUCCUUGGAAGCUAAGGCAAAGAACUACCACUGAAGUGAGGAAGCGCGUUUACAUAUGUCCAGAGCCAACUUGCGUGCACCACAAUCCGGCUCGUGCAUUGGGUGAUCUUACUGGUAUUAAGAAACAUUAUAGUCGUAAACAUGGAGAAAAGAAAUGGAAAUGUGAUAAAUGUUCCAAAAAAUAUGCUGUGCAAUCUGACUGGAAGGCUCAUCAGAAGACUUGUGGAACAAGAGAAUACAAAUGUGACUGUGGUACCAUAUUCUCUAGGAGGGACAGCUUUAUCACCCAUAGAGCUUUUUGUGAUGCACUGGCUGAAGAAAACAACAAAGUGAACCAAGGUCUAAUGAACAACAAAGUGAACCAAGGUCUAAUGAACAGCAUGGAAGCCAAUAUACAUAGUGGCCAAAUGCAUGAACUCAUGUCAUCCAAUGCCUCCUUAGGAUUAUCAGAAUUCAACAACUUUGAUCCCAAAAAUCCACUAAAAACACUCCCUCAGGAACUUCUCCCCAUUCCAUUCAAGUCCAUGAACAAUAGUAUGUCUCCAGGUCGCAUGUUCUCAACCACUUCAGGUAACCUCUUUGGUAGUCCAAGAAGUGUAGCUUCGUCAUCUUCAGGACUUCAACUUGGCUCCAAUAUCCCAUCAAAUUUCAAUUAUCUACAAGACAAUGGUAAAAACGGGGUAGCUCAAGGGCAAGGCCAAUUUUCUGGAUCAUCAGCGCCAAUGUCAGCAACUGCGCUAUUGCAAAAAGCGGCCCAAAUGGGGGCAACUGCUAGUAGUAGCAUUAAUUCCCCAAUGAUGCAAAAGAGUUUUGUAACAAGUUCCAUGGCUGGCCCUGAUACUAUAACAAGACCAUCACCAUAUGAGAAUUUCCAAAUGCAACAGGAUAAUAACAAUCAUCAUCCUCAUCAACAACAACCGAAUUUAGCAGCAGUGAUGAAUGACAUGGGAAUUUACAGCGGGAUACUAAUGAACAAUGAUCAAAACAAUGGUGGAUUUAUCAAGAACGUUACAGAACUUGACCGCGAGAACAAUAGUACAAACGACAACUCUAGUCAUGUGAUGGGAAUUAGGAACCAAACUGUGCUAGGACAAAAUGGAAAUGACAUGUUGACAGUUGAUUUCUUAGGAGUUGGAGGAACUUCAAGGCCACAAAUCAGUAAUUUGCAAGAGCAACAAAGAUUGGAAGAAGCUAUAAAUCAACAGAGGAUGCAGGCUGCUGCUGCUUCGAUGAAUCCGUUCCAUCAUCAACAGAAUAUCAAUUCGCAGGGAAAUUCUGCUUUGGAAAAGCCCAUAUGGGAUGUUUGAUUUUAGCACAAAAGGUACAACGGAAGAACUUAUUGGCAUCCGGUAUUACAUCAAAUCAAUAAUUGUAAGACAUACUUUAUACAUCAUUUAAUUAUAUGGUUAGGUGUAAAUACCGAGUGGGGAUAAAUAUUUCCAUCAACAAUCUUCCAUAGGCCAGUUUCUCAGUGUAUUUUUUCUUAUCAUGAAAUCAUGAUCCUCUUGAAAUAAAAGAAAGUACAUGCAUGGUGGAAUUUAA